AUGCACGUCCUGCUGGUCUUCAUGGUCCAAGUCCAGUCUGAAGCGGCCAGUGUGGGGAUCAUCCUACCCCUUCCGCAUGAUAUUCCUGUCCUUGCCCAAGUGGAAAUACAUCUUGCGACAGCUCGCACUGUGGAAGCCGGCCGUUGGAUGGUCCCUCGGAUUGCUGACCACCUUCCUGCUGUCAUUCCUCGUGGUUUGACUGCGUGCGUUCUGUACGAUGACCCCACUGUCUGCGAGGACUUCAGUUUGGGUCACCCACUGGAUGGUCUCCCUGACAUUGAUGUGCAGUCGUCCUGUCCCCAUUUCCCUGAGAUCGCAUUCCUUAGUUUUGCUAUAUUGCCAUCAGGAACCUUGCACCUUCAGGUUGAGACAUUGCGCAAUGCGGCCUGCGAACUGUACGAUGUCAUGCACGGGAUCACCGGUAGAUGCGAGUUGGCGGAUGGUACUUUGAGGCGGUUGCGGAUCAUAGUUGAGGAGUUAGAAAUAGCAUUCGGGCUCGUAGCAUUCCCUCGUCCGAUAACCAGCUUCCAAUUGCUGUCGGACUAG
This is a messenger RNA of Sparassis crispa, 546 nucleotides long. RefSeq lists its product as hypothetical. The coding region runs from base 1 to 546 and encodes 181 amino acids. NCBI's taxonomy places the organism in Eukaryota, Fungi, Basidiomycota, Agaricomycetes, Polyporales, Sparassidaceae. The record is from RefSeq and is a predicted model, not a curated record. The transcript is spliced from 2 exons.